This is a messenger RNA of Haemonchus placei, 1296 nucleotides long. NCBI's taxonomy places the organism in Eukaryota, Metazoa, Nematoda, Chromadorea, Rhabditida, Trichostrongylidae. The record is from the annotation of a GenBank genome assembly.
AUGGAAGACUACAAGUACUUAUUCAAAGUGGUGCUAGUUGGUAAUGCUGGUGUUGGGAAGACGUGUCUCGUACGGAAGUUCACACAGGGCAUUUUUCCGCCUGGCCAAAGUGCAACAAUCGGUGUCGAUUUCAUGAUAAAGACAGUGAAAGUUGAUAACGACAAGAUAAAGUUACAAAUUUGGGAUACUGCUGGUCAAGAACGUUUUCGAUCGAUCACCCAGAGUUACUAUCGCAGUGCUCAUGCCAUAGUACUGGUUUAUGAUGUGGCUAGUCAACCAACGUUUGAUUGUUUACCUGAAUGGCUGGCCGAGAUAGAAUCUUAUGCUAAUAGGAAAGUACUCAAAAUUUUAGUAGGGAAUAAAGUAGAUAAAGACGAUGAACGUGAAGUGCCAGAACGAGUCGGCAUAGAUUUUUCUGAAGUUAAUGGAUUUGACUACUUUCUCGAGACAUCUGCCCUAGAUGCGACUAAUGUUGAUAAUCUUUUCGAACAUGUGGCUCGAAGACUCACUAACUCCAUGAAAGCCACUGACCAGAGUUCUUCCAGAUAUAGUAACUUCAAAACGGACCACAGCAUUGGCGUGCAGCCAGUUAAUCUAAUAGAGCGGGCUCAACAAACUGUGAACUCAUGUUGUGGAAGAACUUGCCGUUUGGGAAGUCAUUUCAUUCUCGCUAGAGCUGAACACUUUCACACGAUGAAGACGAUAGGUCAAUUGGUCUGUAAUUUAUCAUCAAGGCUAUGCACAACCCUCUAUGAGUUCAGUAUCGGUGCUGCCAAUCAUGGAGUUGAUACUGGCACCGGUGUGGGAAAGACGAGUAUCCUACAGCGGUAUACUCAGGGUUUUUUCCAUCAUGGCACCCUUGCGACAGUUGGGGUUGACUUUAAGGUAAAAACGGUAAACAUAGACAAGGACAGAGUUAAGCUGCAAAUUUGGGACCCGUCUGGUCAAGAGCGUUUCCGUUCCAUUGUUCACCUGUACUAUCGUAACGCACAAGCCGUGAUUUUUGUUUACGAUCUGACUCACCAACGUUCAUUCGACAGACUGCCAGAUUGGAUGGACGAGGUAGAACGACACUGUUGUGGAAGAGUACUGAAAAUUUUGGUAGGGAAUAAAGUGGAUGAAGUUCAAGAUCGUGAAGUCCCUACAGUGGUAGCCAGAGAUUUCGCCACAGCAAAUCGUUUCGAUUACUUCAUAGAAACCUCAGCUCUGGAUUCUACCAAUGUGGAUGUUCUUUUUCAACAAGUGGCUCAACGACUACGUGAUGAGCUCAGAGCGCCCAUUGUCAGGUACGGGUAG